Molecule: messenger RNA, 756 nt
Organism: Monoraphidium neglectum
Lineage: Eukaryota; Viridiplantae; Chlorophyta; Chlorophyceae; Sphaeropleales; Selenastraceae
Product: Syntaxin-72
Exons: 9
Coding region: 1-756 (251 amino acids)
Biological process (GO): intracellular protein transport
Cellular component (GO): plasma membrane
Molecular function (GO): SNAP receptor activity
Source: RefSeq, a predicted model, not a curated record
AUGGACAAGCGGCGUGAGACCAAGGGUGAGGACCCGUUCAACGACGAGUUCGACCUGCUGGACGCCCGGGCUGACGAGCUGCUGCAGCAAGCGGAGGAGAACUCAAAGGAGGGCAACCGCGCGGUUGUGGCGACGCGCAACGCAGAGAUUCGGAAGUCCAAGCAGUGGUUGCUGUCCGAGGGCAUCGCGGGCCUGCAGAAGAAGGUCAAGAAAGGCCGCGGCGUUACCAAGGUCCUCAUCGAGGAGCGCCAGCGGCGGGUAGCCGCCCUGAUCGACAAGAUCUACUCGAUUCCGGACGGCAUGGGCGGCGCCAGGCGGCCUAUCCACGCCAAGCUGGGCCUGGGCGGCAAGGGGGCCGAGCCCAUCAGCCUCUCCUUGCAAGGUUCUACAGGCAUCCAAGCGACGCCCGCCUAUUAUCAGUCAACCGCGGAGACGAGCCAGUUUGAACAGGAGUGGCAGGCGUCUAAGCGCAAGCAGGACGCCCAGCUGGACCGUGUGGAGCGGGGCGUGGGCAACCUGGCAGAAAUGGCGUGUGGCAUGCAGGAGGAGCUGGACAAGCAGGUGCCCAUCCUUGAUGACGUGGACAAGCAGCUCAACAGCGUCACCAGCAAGCUCAAGAGCAACAACGCACGCCUCAAGGGCCUGCUCGUCAGCAUGCGGUCCAAGCGCAACUUCUGUGUCGAUAUGGUACUGCUGUCCCUGUUGCUGGGCAUUGUGGUGUACAUUAUCAGCCUGGCGCAGAAGAAGAAGUCAUGA